Molecule: messenger RNA, 1358 nt
Organism: Monodelphis domestica (gray short-tailed opossum)
Lineage: Eukaryota; Metazoa; Chordata; Mammalia; Didelphimorphia; Didelphidae
Product: tryptase beta-2-like
Biological process (GO): proteolysis
Molecular function (GO): serine-type endopeptidase activity
Source: RefSeq, a predicted model, not a curated record
AGGGGAGGACAGAGCUGGAGAACCUGGUCAUGAUGUUUACUCUGCUGCUCCUGUCCCUUCCCCUCUUGGGGAACUCAAUUCCAAUGAUUCAAGACAGGGAACAGGUUGGCAUUGUUGGGGGUGUGGAGACCAGAGAAUGGGAGUUUCCAUGGCAGGUCUCCAUGAGACUGUUUAACACCACAAACAAAUCCUGGAUGCAUCGUUGUGGUGGUUCCCUCAUUGGACUCCGGUGGGUCCUGACUGCUGCCCACUGCAUUAAGAAAACGCGACCAGAGCCCACAAACUAUAUGAUAAAUUUGAGACAACAGUAUCUGUACAAAGGAGACAGGCUUUGGCCUGUGGAGAAGAUUAUCAUCCAUCCAAACUACGUUAAAUUUAAUGUAGGGGCAGAUAUUGCCCUGUUAAAGCUGAAGUUCCCAGUAACUAUCUCCCAAAAUGUCAAAAUCAUCCGCCUCCCUGCUGCCUCACAAAAGUUCACCCCAGAAAUGGAGUGCUGGGUGACUGGCUGGGGGAAUAUCAAAUUUAAAGUGCCUCUGCCACGUCCCUACAGCUUGAGAAAGGUGCAGGUCCCUGUGAUGAAUAGCACUGCCUGUGACAAGCUAUACCAUAAAGGAUCCAACGUUAGUCCUUCCGUUAAGAUAAUUUUUGACGACAUGCUAUGUGCUGGUGAAACUAACAAGGGCUCAUGCCAGGGUGACUCUGGUGGAGCCCUGGUCUGUAAUGUGAUGGGCGAGUGGCUUCAGGCUGGGGUUGUGAGCUGGGCAAUAGGCUGUGGCUUAGUCAACAGGCCUUCAGUUUAUGCUCGAGUCAGUGCUUAUGUGAAAUGGAUUAAUGAUCAAAUGAAAUGAUUCUGUGACCUAAUUUUUAAAAAUCUUCUUACCUCACAUCUAUUCCACUCACAAUCUGAGGCCCCAUGCUCUAUAUUGGAAAAGGAAUCAAACCCUGCUUCUUAUUUUCUUCCUCCACAUCCUCACUGGACCCACGACUACUUUGAGGCCAGGCUUCUCCAAAUUCCUCCUUGAGAGACCCAUCUUAUUUUGCCUUUCUCAGUGACCUAGAAGCAGCAUGAUGGGGGUCAGAGCUCUGGACUGGGAUUAAGAAUCCUGGGUCCCAGUAGGACUGCUUGAAUUAUCUAGCCUUGUCCUUUUACCUGUUGGGGCUUCAUUUUUUCCCUCUGUAAAGUAUACAACAUGGAGGUAGAGCUCUUCUUGCUCUGUUAUUCUGUGGUUCUCAAUUUCCCCAUUUUUUGACAUCUAAGGCAUUGAGAGGGUGAUAGAGAAGGUGGGGAAAGGAAAGAGAGAGGAAGGGAGAUUUUUAUGUAGAACAGUUCUCAUAUCUCAUUAAACUGUGCAAAUUUC